UUUUUGCUUAUUUUACCCGUUUCUCUCUGUUUUACUAAGUCGAUAGGUUGGUUGAACAAACAUGUUCCAAUUUCGUUCAAAGUUACAUGGUUUAAUGAAGGAACUCACGCAAAGCGUUUCUAAUCGUUACUUACAUGUCGAGCGGAAAGUCAAAGUAAAUGACCUUGACAUUAACAUUGUCGAGGGCGGCAAAGGUGAAAAAAGUGUUCUGUUGAUGCCCGGUGCUUUGGGAUCCAGUUGGACGGACUUCAAGCCGCAAAUUGAAGAGCUGCCAAAGUUGCUGCCAAAUUACACAGUUAUUUCCUGGGAUCCGCCUGGCUAUGGCAAAUCCAUACCGCCAAAAAGGAAAUGGGGUUUAGAUUUCUUUCAAAAUGACGCCCGCUGUGCAGUGGAAUUAAUGAAGGCUCUCAAGAGACCGAAAUUUUCCAUAAUUGGCUGGAGUGAUGGAGGCAUAACGGGUUUGAUCGCUGCCGGUCGAUAUGUAGACAACAUAGAGAAGUUGAUCAUUUGGGGAGCUGGUGCUUAUCUGAUACCUGAUGAAGUGAUAGCCCUUCAUAAAAUGAAAGAUGUGAAUAAAUGGUCACCUCGGAUGCGCGAACCCAUGGAAAAGGUUUACGGGGAGAAAAGAUUUGCCGAACUAUGGAGUGAAUGGGUGGACGCUGCCUCAGCUUUCUAUGGAGAACGUGAGGGCGAUUUUUGUAAGCAAGAGGUUGAAAUGAUUAAAGCGCCCACUUUAAUAUUGCAUGGAAAAAAAGACCCAAUGAUUGCUGCUGAGCAUAUACCAUAUCUGCGAGAACACAUCAAGGGGGCAAGGUACCACGAAUUUCCGGAGGGAAAACACAACAUACAUCUACGCUACGCGGAAGAAUUUAACAAACUUGUUGCACAAUUCCUAUCGGAAAAUUGAAACAGAAAUUAUGUGUUUUUUUUUUGUAAAUAAUACAAAUUGUAUUUGUACAUAGAAAUCCACACGUUAUCAUUUGUCUACAGAAACGCAUAAUCUCAUUUACUACAGUUGUGUAUGCUCUCCCAAAGCAUCGACUGAAAAUGUAAAUGCACUCCUUUAGAUUUACCUAUCUAGUUAUUUCUUAACGAUACACAUUUGUCAAUUGCUUGUAUCUACAUUUGCUGUUCCUUUGUUUUGUUUUAGCUUUUGUACUUUGAUCAAAGAAGCAAUAAAAUUGAACUUUGUUAAAGGCCAAA
Stomoxys calcitrans (stable fly) is the source of this 1203-nucleotide messenger RNA. RefSeq names its product valacyclovir hydrolase. The transcript is spliced from 2 exons. Bases 62 to 907 code for a protein of 281 amino acids. NCBI's taxonomy places the organism in Eukaryota, Metazoa, Arthropoda, Insecta, Diptera, Muscidae. The record is from RefSeq and is a predicted model, not a curated record.